Triticum aestivum (bread wheat) is the source of this 817-nucleotide messenger RNA. RefSeq lists its product as uncharacterized. The transcript is spliced from 4 exons. Bases 95 to 562 code for a protein of 155 amino acids. The record is from RefSeq and is a predicted model, not a curated record. NCBI's taxonomy places the organism in Eukaryota, Viridiplantae, Streptophyta, Magnoliopsida, Poales, Poaceae.
AAUCGGUAAGAGCACUUUUAUAUACUUUAUAGCAAAAAUAUAUAUAUUGCAUCUAAUAUGUAGCCUAUUUCAGAUCCAUAUUCCAGUACAAACCAUGGAUGAAUUCAUUCUAUUCACAUUGGACCAAGAUACCAGAACAGUGUACAUUUUGGACCCUACUCCUAUUAAUCCAAUGUACCGAUACAACCCACUCGCAAAAUAUAUGAAAAAAAUUAUAUGGAUUUCCGAACACUUACAAAAAGCAAUGUCAAAAGCAUGCCCUGGGUCUAGAUGGAACGAGGAUAUUCGCCUAUGGCAACAUAAAAUCCUAGAUGAUAUUCCAGUUUACAACAGGGAAUUGUCUGGUUAUCUUGUUCCCCUAUUCAUGUCCACAUGGGAAGACGAAAGACCACAUUUGCCAUUUUUAAAGGAUGGAUAUGAACUCAGAAAACUAAUUUUGGGCCAAGUGCUAACAUUCAAGGACAAUGAAUGUGAAGAUAACAUGCCUGCUGGUGUACUGGAAUUCAUCAAUUGUAUUAGGAAAAUCCAAAGUAAAACUGGGAGCUCAAUCAGUGGAAGGUGAUUUGCCAGAGAGAUUUCUUGCAGCCAACGGUUAAUAGGGAAUGAGCAGGGAGACAAUGAGCAUGUAGAGCUGGAUUUUUUUACCUUUGAGAAAUUAAUACUGGAUUUUGGUUUGUACUUAAAAUAUCACUUAUAUAUAUGUAGUAAACUUUUGGAGCUUGCCAUGAUAUACAUUUUUUAGGACUGCCAAUUAUAAGAGAUGAUGGAUUGCUUUCAAAUUCGAUGUUUGUGGGUUCAGACAUGACAAUACUGUGAA